UGACGGGCGGGUGUCGCGGCUGAGGGAGCCAGGAGGCGCCUGGGGACCAGAGCUGGAAGCCUAAAGUCAGAGCCCAAGAGACUAAAGAGCCACCCCUUAAGCCGUCCACCAUGGGGGAGAUGGAGCAGUUGCGGCAGGAAGCGGAGCAGCUCAAGAAGCAGAUCGCAGAUGCCAGGAAAGCCUGUGCUGACACUACCCUGGGAGAGCUGGUGUCCAGCCUCGAAGUCGUGGGACGUGUGCAGAUGCGGACACGGCGGACCUUACGGGGACACCUGGCCAAGAUCUACGCCAUGCACUGGGCCACCGACUCUAAGCUGUUGGUAAGCGCCUCGCAAGAUGGAAAACUGAUUGUGUGGGACACAUACACCACCAACAAGGUCCACGCCAUCCCGCUGCGCUCCUCCUGGGUCAUGACCUGUGCCUACGCCCCAUCAGGGAACUUCGUGGCCUGUGGGGGGCUGGACAACAUGUGUUCCAUCUACAGCCUCAAAUCCCGGGAGGGCAACGUCAAGGUCAGCCGGGAGCUGUCGGCUCACACAGGUUAUCUCUCCUGCUGCCGUUUCCUGGACGACAACAACAUCGUGACCAGCUCCGGGGACACCACAUGUGCCCUGUGGGACAUCGAGACUGGGCAGCAGAAGACUGUGUUUGUGGGGCACACGGGGGACUGCAUGAGCCUGGCUGUGUCCCCUGACUUCAGACUCUUCAUCUCGGGGGCCUGCGAUGCCAGCGCCAAGCUUUGGGACGUGCGGGAGGGGACCUGCCGGCAGACUUUCACUGGCCAUGAGUCGGACAUCAAUGCCAUCUGCUUCUUCCCCAACGGAGAGGCCAUCUGCACGGGCUCAGACGAUGCCUCCUGCCGCCUGUUUGACCUGCGGGCCGACCAGGAGCUGACCACCUACGCCCAUGAGAGCAUCAUCUGCGGCAUCACGUCUGUGGCCUUCUCGCUCAGUGGCCGCCUGCUCUUCGCGGGCUACGACGACUUCAACUGCAACGUGUGGGACUCCAUGAAGUGCGAGCGCGUGGGCAUCCUCUCCGGCCAUGACAACAGGGUCAGCUGCCUGGGGGUCACAGCUGAUGGGAUGGCUGUGGCCACCGGUUCCUGGGACAGCUUCCUCAAAAUCUGGAACUGAGGAGGCUGGACAAGGGGAUGUAAAAGACCAUGAAGACACUCACUCAGCUGCCCCUCCCCUGCCCAGUUUCUUUAAGGUUUCUUCAAGCUUUUCUCUUCUACACCCCAGCUUUCCCCCUUUGAGGGCAGUAGGGAAUAUGGGGAGCAUGCCUUUGGGAGGCAGCAUCAGGGACUCAUCAGGGGCGGGGGAACUGCCCCAUCUCCUCCCAGGCCUCCCCGCUCCAUGGUCCUGACAGCUUCUCCCUUCAUGAGCAAGGACAAUGGACCACACCCCUCCCUAACCCUAACCUUGGCAGGCCUAGCAGGCUUUGUGCCUGAGGCCGCAGGCCCUAGGAUUCCUCCCCCAGAGCUACCACCUUUAUCUAGACCUGGUUGGCACAGGGUGCUCGGCCCCGUGACUGUGGCUCUGACACAACUAGGGUCCUGGCCCCCUUCUCCUCCAUGCUUUCUCCUUCGUCUACCUUCUUGCCUCUCCUCAAGUACCUGCAAUAAAGUGUAGCGUCUUGUA
Molecule: messenger RNA, 1640 nt
Organism: Odocoileus virginianus texanus
Lineage: Eukaryota; Metazoa; Chordata; Mammalia; Artiodactyla; Cervidae
Gene: GNB3
Product: G protein subunit beta 3
Biological process (GO): G protein-coupled receptor signaling pathway
Cellular component (GO): cytoplasm; heterotrimeric G-protein complex
Molecular function (GO): protein binding; signaling receptor complex adaptor activity
Source: RefSeq, a predicted model, not a curated record